Messenger RNA from Glycine soja, 992 nucleotides. RefSeq names its product nucleolin-like. NCBI's taxonomy places the organism in Eukaryota, Viridiplantae, Streptophyta, Magnoliopsida, Fabales, Fabaceae. The transcript has 3 exons. The record is from RefSeq and is a predicted model, not a curated record. The coding region runs from base 45 to 992 and encodes 315 amino acids.
AACAACUGUAAACACAAACUGUAGUUUGUUACUUCAACUACCACAUGCAUACAAUUACAAUCUACAACCCCUUCAUAAUCCUUCACCUUCUUCCAACUUUGCACUGUGUCAUAAUAAUAAUUCUGAUUAAAAUGGGGGGAAAUAAUUCAAGACUGAAUGGAAAUGGGGGAGAGGUGUUGCCUGCUAGAAUCCGCAACCGAUGGGAAGAGUUGAGAAAACGCAAGAGUGGGGAAGAUGGCACCCUCUUAAAGAAAGAGUUGCUGAAUUCUGAUGGUGUUGAUGAAGGAAACUCUCAAUCUUCCGAAGAAAAUGGAAGUGAGCACAAAAGGGAUUCUCUGAAUGAUGCUCAACAAGCCAAAGGGGUGGAAAAGCUCUCGAAAGUGGUUCCGUUGCCGGUUUCCGAACCUGGAAAUGAGGAGCAGCGUAAUGAGUUACACAAUGAAGAGAAAGGGAAAGAUGCUGAGAAGAAGGGUGAGGUUGUUGAGCUCAAAACAGGGAAGGUGCAGAGUACUGCAGGGCUGCAGCCAGAGAUUAAACAUGAGGAAUCAAAUGUAAAAAAUGAUAGCAGCGACGACGACGACGUCGAAGACGAAGACGAAGACGAAGAUGAGGAGGAUGACAUUCAAAGACUUAUAGGUCCAUCAUCACCCAGCUUCAAAAUUUAUUGCACUGAAGCCGAUAAGAUAAAGGAGGAAGAACUACAUGAUUCAAAGGCUCUAGGUGAUGAGAACCAAACCGUUGCCUUGCUCCAAAAGUCAUCCAGUACUAAUAGCAUUGAUGAAAGCUCUACAUCAGCUUCAGGGAACACAGGAAACUCCAACGAGAUUGUUGAAAUCAAAUCAGCUUCUUCGAAGAGAAAAGGAAAUAAGAAAAAGAAAUUCGGGGCAAUGAAGAAGAAUCUACUCCAAGUUAAGCAUCUAAAUAUGAACCGAAUGAACCCAAUUUUGGCUUGCACGGGCAAUGACAGAAGACGUCUUCUUUCAGAGGAUUGA